This is a messenger RNA of Eucalyptus grandis, 984 nucleotides long. RefSeq names its product zinc finger CCCH domain-containing protein 13. The coding region runs from base 27 to 632 and encodes 201 amino acids. Lineage: Eukaryota; Viridiplantae; Streptophyta; Magnoliopsida; Myrtales; Myrtaceae. Gene Ontology annotation, molecular function: metal ion binding. The record is from RefSeq and is a predicted model, not a curated record. The transcript has 5 exons.
GCCUGGUCUUUUUUUGACAUGAUCGGAUGUUCAGGAUCACAUCAAAGAUCAAGAAAUUCGUCAAAGCGCAUCAGCGAUAUUCACGAUCACAAGAUGAACUGAAAAGAUCAGAACUCCAACUCCACAAUCUGGGAGAUCAGCUUGGCAUGGAUGCUAUUGGUGUUGGAAACAAUGAAGAGGACUCGAGUGUCAACAUCGUCAGUGAUGGAGAGCCUACUGGGAAUUAUGUUGCUAGCCCAAAGAGUAGAUUAAAGUAUUCACAGGGGAAAGCAUAUCCUCAAGUGAAUGAUGACAAAGAUGAAGAGGGGAAUGGACAAAAGAAUGGUCCUAAGCAAGCUGAUGAAGGCAAGAGUAAGAGAGAGAAAGCUGUAUCUUCUAGCAUUUCUUCAGCAGAGAAGGUUCUGCCUAAAGGACCUUUGAUUGGGAUGACACUACCACCAACAGGCAUGGCUGCUCAUGCUAUUGAUGAACUUGCUGAUAUUGAAGAAGAGAACAUUGAAUUAACUGAGCUUGCUUCAGCAGGAAAUGAGGUGGCUGUAUCAAAAGGCUUUCCUUCAUCAAUACAGUCAUUGCCCAGUGUUACAAGAAUUCUUUUUCUCAGUAUAAGCAUAAUAGUGAGAACGUGGACUUGAAGGGGCUGGGGGAGGAGACAGUGAACGUGGAUAAUGUGUAGGAUCAUCCCAUGCCUUAGAUACGAUUUUAUUAUCUUUGUGAGAUUCUGCGAGCCUUACAUUUUCGGGGGACCUGGCUUGUGUACAGCAUUUAGUUAGUGGGAUGUACUCCUCUUAUAUGUACCUUCUUACUAUUCUCAGUAGCAUUGGAAACUGGAAACAUGAUGAACUGUAGUCCUCCUUGAUCAAAGACGUUGUAACUUGUGUCACUUGCCAAAUCGUGUUAGGCUACCUUUUAUCCUCCUAUGUACAUAGGGUGAAAUCUCGUUGAAACAUCUUGAUGUGUUAGCCAAGAUGACUUAAAUAUGAUGAA